Molecule: messenger RNA, 5464 nt
Organism: Monodelphis domestica (gray short-tailed opossum)
Lineage: Eukaryota; Metazoa; Chordata; Mammalia; Didelphimorphia; Didelphidae
Gene: PLBD2
Product: phospholipase B domain containing 2
Biological process (GO): phospholipid catabolic process
Cellular component (GO): extracellular region
Molecular function (GO): glycerophospholipase activity
Source: RefSeq, a predicted model, not a curated record
GCCCCGCCCCGGGUUCGGGCGCGAAGUCACGUGAGCGGCAAUGUUGCAGCGGGCGCGGACAUGGUUGCUACAAUGUGUCAGGGCAGCAGCCUGGCCCUGGGGCUGGCGCUGGCACUGGGGCUGGCACUAGGACUGAGGCCACCCCAGCCCUCGCUGCCGCCGCCGGCGCCCUCCCGGAGCUGCUCCGUGGUGCUGGACGAGGCCUCGGGCCAGCUCAAGGUGGUGGAGGGCGCCCAGGCCGGGGCUGUCGCCUGGGCCAACCUCACCAACGCCAUCGGAGAGACCGGGUGGGCCUUCCUGAGUUUGCACACCAAUGGGCAGUACAGCGAUGCGCUGCAGGCUUAUGCCGCUGGGGUGGUGGAGGCAGCCGUGUCCGCAGAGCUCAUCUACAUGCACUGGAUGAACACGGUGGUGGACUACUGCGGCCCCUUCAAGUACGAGACCACCUACUGCGAGAAGCUCAAGAGCUACAUCGAGAUGAACCUGGCGUGGAUGCAGAAGCAGAUGGCGUCGGGCAAGGACGCCGAGUACUGGCACCAGGUGGAGCUCGCCCUCCUGCAGCUGAAGGGGCUGGAGGACAGCUACCAGGGCCGCAUAGCUUUCCCAUCCAAGAACUUCACCAUCACCCCCUUCGGGUUCCUCUUGUUCCAGCUGUCGGGGGACUUGGAGGACCUGGAGCCGGCCCUGAACAAGACGGCCCAUAGGCGAGUGAUGGGCUCGGGCUCCUGCUCGGCCCUCAUCAAGCUGCUGCCCAACAGGAAGGAGCUGCUGGUGUCGCAUGAUACCUGGAGUUCCUACCAGCACAUGCUCCGCAUCAUCAAGAAGUACAAGUUCCACUUCCGGACGCUGCCCCAAGGGGAGGCGCCGCUGAUUCCGGGGAACGAGCAGGUCUUCUCGUCCUACCCUGGAACCAUCUUCUCCUGUGAUGACUUCUAUAUCUUGGGCAGUCGGUUGGUGACCCUGGAGACCACCAUCGGCAACUACAACGCCGACCUCUGGAAGUACGUCACGCCGCAGAACAGCGUCCUCGAGUGGCUGCGAAACCUCGUGGCCAACCGGCUGGCCCGGGACGGGGCCGCGUGGGCCGACCUCUUCAAGAGGUUCAACAGCGGCACCUACAACAACCAGUGGAUGAUCGUCGACUACAACGCCUUUACUCCUGGACAGGCCGAGCCCACAAGGGGCCUCCUCACUGUCCUCGAGCAGAUCCCGGGCAUGGUGGUCGUGGCCGACAGGACCGAGGAGCUGUACGAGAAAGGCUACUGGGCCAGCUACAACCUACCGUAUUUUGAGUCGGUGUUCAAUGCCAGUGGGAUGCCUGACCUGGUGAAGAAGUUUGGGGACUGGUUCUCCUACAAGAAGAGCCCCCGAGCCCGGAUCUUUGAACGCAACCAGUCCCUGGUGCAUGACAUGGACUCCAUGAUCCGGCUUAUGAGGUUCAACAACUUCCCGCACGACCCGCUGUCCCGCUGUGAGAAGUGCACGCCGCUGCAGAAUGGAGAGAACGCCAUCUCGGCGCGCUCCGACCUCAACCCGGCCAACGGCACGUACCCCUUCUCCGCCCUCUCGCAGAGGUCCCACGGAGGCAUCGACAUGAAGGUCACUUCCUGUGGGCUGUCCAAGGACUUGGGCCUCCUCGCCGUCAGUGGGCCCACGUGGGACGAGCUGCCCCCCUUCCGGUGGAGCUCGUCGCCCUUCGACAAGCUGCUGCACAUGGGCCACCCGGACCUGUGGAAGUUCUCCCCCGUCAAGGUGUGGUGGGAGUGAGGCUGGGGACCGGCUCCUCCGGCUCCGGCCCUCAGACGCUUGGCUCCUCCUCUCCCCGCCGUCCGUGUGGCCCCGGAGGGCCGGAGGGCCGCGCUCCCUCCGCUUGCUGCUGCUCUGCCUUGUCCAAAGAGGUCCCGGUGGCCUGAGGGGCUUCUCCCAAGCCGGGCGGGCUUGGCCGGAGAAAGAAGGGAGGGGAGGGGCGCGCCGGACUCGGAGGGGCCCCUUCCUGCCUCCCCCAGACCCCUCUCCUCCCCCCUGGGCUCUGUGACUGAGACGCUCUCGGCCUCCUCCACUGGAUGGUCCUUCAGGAACAAAUUGGGAAACCCCCUGACUUCCCCCACCUACGCCAGGCCUUCCCCUUGGCUUUGGGGGCCCUGGCUGGGGGCCCCUCCCUUUCCUCUGCUUGCCGGGGCGGCUGCCCGGGCCUUUGCCCACCGUGCCCUAUCGGGAUCUCUGGCAGGGGCGCCGAGGCUCGGGCUCAGCCCUCUCACUGGCCGGCCUCGGGGUGGGGAGGAGGGCUCGCCUCGCCGAGAGGGAUGGGCGGGGGCUCCGCUGUCCCCAGGGAGAGGGCCGUGCUCAGGCUGCAGGGGCCAGGCCACCGACGCACAUUAAAAGGCAGAGACUCGAUCCCCUCCAGCCCUGCUCUGCUUCUUGGAGGCGCUAGGAAUGGGCUGGGGCUCCUGGGAAUGAGAAGGGCAGCGAGGGAGGCCCCCGUCCUCCCCGACCCUCCACAGCCCAGACGACCAGGCUGGGGCGCCCCCCCCCCCGGGCCUUUCCUUUUGUGACGUCAGACGCGUCGCCUCGUUUUCUCGGGCCUCAGUUUCCUCAUCUGAAAAACAGGGCGGGGGACGGGCGGCUUUUCCUGCCCCUUCCCUCUCGGGGGACCGAGUGACCCGCAGGCCACGGAGGGGUGCUCUGGGGGCUGCAUCGGAUAGAAUUCAGGAGGUUUGGAGAAGAGAAGGCAGAGAGGGAGCCCCGCGCUGAGUCUGGAGUUGUAAGAGUACAGGUGCUAAUGCCCUCGUGCCCUUGUACCCCGAUGCCGAGAGCACAGAGGAAUGAAUAAAGGACGAUGUGCUUCUGAAAGGCUUUGCUCUGUGCCCAGCCCUGUGGGGACGAGUCACGGCUAACUUCCUGGUAGGCUUCUUCAGCUUUGGGAUUCUCAGAGCAGCUCUGCGAGGUAGGUGCUCCGCUUAUGCCCAUUUUGCAGAUGAAGAAACUGAGGCAGAGGUUAAGUGACUGGCCCACAGCCCCUCAGUUCCUGAGUGUUUGAGUCCUGAUCCCAAGGCUGUUGUUCUCUCUGACAUCUGUAUGCCUAAGACGAAGUAGAAAAGACAGUCCCUUAGCUGCAGGGUGAAGUGGAAGGCCUGCUGGUUAUUGGGGUUCAGGGUGCAAAGCCCAGGGGCUCUUGGGGUGCACUGGCAAACCAGAUGUGGCCACUGCCUGGGAAAAUGGAGUUCUGGAGGAUUUCGGGGUGUCGGGGGAGGCCAGACGGUUAUACAGAGACAGAGGAGGGUGUAUGUUGGGGGGAUCCCUGGAGGGCGUAGCCCAGAAUAGUGGAACCAGGGCUCUCCUGGGGUCCCAUCUGAGGCGGGGAGGAUUAUGGGGGCCACGCCCAGCAUCCAUCCCAGGCAGUAAGUAAGCAUUAAGUACCUACUGUGUGCUAACUCCUGGGGUGCCAAGAAAGGUAUAUGACAGUUGCCUUUGAGGCCGGUAAUCCAAGGGGGGAAGAUAACCUGCAAAUACCAUGGAGAAACAAGCUCUAGGCUGGACAAUGGGGGGGAAACGACAGGGAAGAUACUAGCAUUGAGGCGAUCAGGGAAGGCUUCCUGUAGGAGGAGAGAUUUUAGCUGGAACUUCAGGGAAGCCAAGAGGCAGAAAGGAAGGAGAAGCCGAGAAGGGGCCACGAGUGGGAGUGCUGGAAGGCUAGCCAUUCCUCCGGGACUCCUGUAGCCUCUGAACAUACCCACUCACCAAAUGCUCAUUUCUUUGAUUAAUGCAAUUUAGAAUUCGAAGGAACUUCAACUGGUACUUUGGAUAGAGUGCUGACCUGGAGGCAGGAAGGCCUGGGCUCAAACCCUACCUCAGACACUUACAGCUUGGACAAGUCACUGCAUCUCUGUCCGCCUCAGUUUCACCAUCUGUAAAAUGGGGAUAAUGAUAGUCUCGAACUCCCACAAUAUGUGUAAAGCGCUUUGUAAAUCUUACGGCACUGUGUAAAGGCUCACUGCUCUUUACUAUUACUAUUUCCUAUGAUCCCCUCAUUUUCAGUGGAGAAGAAGGUGGUUGGUGACUUGUAUAAGCUCACACGACUCCUCUCGGUUUCAGAGCCAGGACUAGAACUCAGGUCUAACACUCAGUGCAGAAAUGUUUACAGCUGUGCCAGCUGCCUGCUCCUUCACCUCUCCUCCCCCCUCAUUCCCCUUCUCUUUCCUUUGUUUAUUAAAGAAAUCCUUGCUUCUUCCUCAUCCUCGAACCUUAUUUCUCUUCUGCUCUGGACUGCCCGGCCUCCCCAAGGCUGACAGCAGGCUGCCCAGCACCAAGAUGUAAGCGCAGGAACGCCAGGGGCAUCGGCCAGUGGAACCCUCUCAUUUUAAAGAGGAGGAAACUUACUCAGGGGCUGGGAAAGUGAGAGGCGGAUCUCGAACCCAGGUCUCUCCCCCCCAACUCUGCCUGUCCCAGGCAGCUGAUUCCUUAAUCAGCAAGCAUUUAUUAUGCACCUACUGUAUGCCAGGUGCUGGAUAGAAAGACAACCAUGAAGCCUUCAAGGAUGUUAUACUAUGUGUGUGUGUGUGUGUGUGUGUGUGUGUGUGUAUCUGCAUACAAAAAGAAAGCUAAGGCUUUGGGAAGUGGGGCAUUAAUAACUUGGGGUAUCAGCUUCAGCUGAGUCUUGAAGGGAGUGGGCGAUGCUGGGCAUAUGGGACAGACAAUGCAAAGGCAUGGAGGUGGGAAAUGGCAUUCUAUCUGGGAGGAAGAGCCAGAAGACUGCAAAGGGAGCUGGAGGACCUUUUGUAAAGGACUUUCCAAGCCAGAGGAGUUUACAUUCAACCCUAGAGGCAACAGGAGCCCCCAGAACUGAGUUGGGGAGUGGCAUGGUCAGAUUGGGGAGUUGGGAACAUCCCUGGCUCCUGAGGGAAGCAUGUUGGCGUGGGGAGAGCAGACAGCAGGUUAUUGCAGUAAUAUGAGGCAGAGGAGAUGAGAGUCUGGCUCUGUGAGGAUCCAAGACUUGGCAAUGAAUGGACCGGAGGUGGUGGUGGUGGCAUCUUCACGAUACAGGGAAAAAAAGUGGAUGUGGAGUGGCUUUUUCUGUGCAUGUAGUAGGCAGCUAGGUGGCACAGUGGAUAGAGCAUUUGGUCCAGAGUAUGGAAGACUCCAGUUUGAAUCCCACCUCAGAUGUACUUAUGGGACCCUGCUGUUCUGCCUGCCUCAGAUUCCUCAGUUGUAAAAGAUAAUAAAUCUAACUCCCAGGAUUGUUGUGAGGAUCAAAUGAGAUGAUAAUAUUUGUAAAGAGCACUCCAAUGCCUGGCACAUAGUAGGCGCUUAAUACAUUGUUUCCCUCUUUUCCUUAGUUUCUUUUGGGAUGUAUUAAUUGGCAUUCCAUGCCUCCCACAGGGGUUUGGAGGAAAGUGCUGUGUAAACCUUCAAACACUAAAGAAAUGGGUGUUAAUAUCUACAAUAAAAGGUAACCUCCAAGGCAGGA